This is a messenger RNA of Oreochromis niloticus (Nile tilapia), 3487 nucleotides long. Its product is annotated as protein shisa-like-2A. The transcript has 3 exons. The record is from RefSeq and is a predicted model, not a curated record. Bases 132 to 638 code for a protein of 168 amino acids. NCBI's taxonomy places the organism in Eukaryota, Metazoa, Chordata, Actinopteri, Cichliformes, Cichlidae.
GUGCGGUGCAGCUCCUGGAUCACACUGUUUGACGGUGAUGAGAAGUUGCGGCAGUGGGAAAUGGACGGAAUGAGACCGGGUUUUAAUCGCCGCGCAUCUGGCUCUCCGAGUGCGCGCAGUUUACGUCGGACAUGAGUUCGGACUGCGAAAGUUACUACACCGAAGAAAACGUGCUCGUGGAGAACUUCACGUGUCCGAAAGCGGACGGUGACACCACGGCACUUUACUGCUGCGGGUUCAGUGACUUGAAGUACUGCUGCGCUGACCCCAACAGCUUUUUCCCUUACGAAUAUGGAUACAUGUGGUGGUUGAGUCUCGGAGCCCUCAUGGGUCUCUCAAUAGCAGCUGUGGUUCUUCUCGCCUUCAUCAUCACUCUGUGUGUCCUCUGCUAUCUGUUCAUCACCACCAAACCCAGAGGUCUGGACAAUGGACUGCCGCUGCGAGCACCAGGUUCUACAUCUAGCCCACAAGCACCAGGGCCCAGUAACAGCAGUGUCCCACCUGGUCCCCAAGGCCUCAGGAAACACUUUCUGAGAGGCAGGCUGGACUGUGACAACCAACCCCCGGACCCUGAGCGCCUUUUCCAACGUUGUUUCAUGGCUACAGUUACGUCUGUCAAAGUGGAAGGUCCUGCUUAGCCAGAGUUAUUUCUUGGUGUUUCUUGGCCACCUACCUGUCACCACUGCACUAUAGUUUUCUGCAUUAUAACAAUCCAGGCUGAGCUGAAGUUUGAUCUCCACAUAAUUACAUUUUGUCAUGUUUGAUUGAACAGAACACAAAUGCAAACAUUUCUGUUUGAGCCCUGAGACAAAUUAGGCCUGUUUUAGAAAAAGAACAAACUGAAAAGGUUUCAGCUGAUUAAAAAUGUAGCCAAAGAUGCAAAUGUGAUUUCGAUGGCGUAACCUUUUGCAUAUAUUACUUUUAGUUUGGAGAGUCACAACUGUUAUUUGUUGCACUGAAACCCAGAAGUUAUUUAAUCAACAGAGACAGCAAAACCUCUGAUUGAAAAUCAUUAUUUUGCUGCCUGUCCCAAAAGGCAUUGCAGUCUGCUUGAAGGAAUACAACUAAACAGUACAAUUAUAGACUGCUACUUUAUGGAUAAUUGAAUAUUUAUAUGCUGGCAAAUUGCCAGCAGUGGGUAUUCAAAAGAAUAUAUUUAGCCUACUGAAAAAUGUUGAUUGCACAUUAUUUAAAAUCCACAGUUUGAAAUGGCUUUAGAUGGAUGAGCUUACUUCUAAUACAUUUAUUAGUGAUUAAUUCACUAAUUAAUCAUUUUUUUAAUUCAUUUUUUUAAUUAAUCACAGAAAAAAAAAUCCAACAUUUUCCCAAAGUCCAGAGAUUGGUAGCAGUGUUCACAACUUUGAUAUUUUAUAAAAAAUGUAAAAAUGAAGUCCUCUCACAUUUGACUUCUUUAAAUGAUAAGUAACCCCAACAUGGACCUUGAGGGGAGAAAAAAACAAACAAACUCAUUCACUCAUUUAAAUCACGGGGGGUUUGGGGUGGGCACACUGAGUUUGCCCACAUGCUGUGUGUUUAAUUUAUUUGAGCCAUUUCUUCUCAUUUAAAAACUCAGUGAGCACAGUGUGAAGAGGCAUUCAAUAAAGAGAGGGCUUGAACUCUGAGUUAAAAUGAACCCAAAGUAUCUCACUGCUACCGAAUCCUGUCUGCUUUUUUUUUUUUUUUACACAUUUUAGACAUUUUUUAAUUUUAAGUCCUUUUAAGCAUGGGAUAGAUAACAUUACUGGCUUCGUCAAUCUCUUAAAGUAGUUUUUGUCAUUCACACAUGGGUUACUUUUAUGCCAAUUUCUCUCAUGGAACAUAUACACAUAACACUCAUCACCCCGGCUAUGAGAGCUAAGGUAUAUGUGCAAUUCUUGCCAUAUGUUCAAAAAACCCGUUGCACUUUUUUUCAGUCAGCAUUGUGUUUGUUUACUGUAGUGAAGCGUAACCAUUACAACCACCACACUUUUGAAAAUGUUGUUGUCCCCAGCAUUGUCACUAAAGAAUGGCGGGGUGCAUAUAUGUUUGUACAGUGCAGCACCAAUGGCUAGCUGCUCCUGCCACUCCCGAUCAGGCUUUCAUAAAGACAGAGCUCUUUCAAAGACAAAAAUAUCAUUUUUAUUGCAAAUGAGAAAUUCUGUUUUUGGUUUUUUUUGUUUGGCCUUUUUCUCCUUUUUUGUUGAAUGUCAGGGGACAUUCAUAGGAUAAGACAAAGCUAAGUGAUGGGAAGUCCUAAAUAAAUGAUAAAAUAAUGGCGACAAGAGAAAAAAACAAAGCGAGAUGACUUGGCAAACAGACAAUGACUGAAGGAAACAUACAGACUAAAUGCACAAAAAGGAAAGUGACAAUAAGACACAGGUGGAGUGAAUCAAGACAGCUGAAAGAGACGCAAAUAAUUUGCACAAAGAAACAAAGUACAGACAAACAGAACUGCAGGACAACAAAGGAAAAAAUAAGAUGUUGUAACAAAAGCCAACAACCAUGACAGAUUAACAUUUGUGAUUUUAAAGGAAAUGUCUACAAAACUCCAAGAUCGAUCACCGGUAUCAGGUCAAAUGUUCACUCUGGGCGGUACAUUGGUUUGUUUUGUAUGCAUAUAUUUAGUGCUAAUUAACAAGCCAAACUUAAACAGUUGGUGAUCAUUAUUCUUUCUUAGCAACUACACCUUAGCGUUGUCAUUGUGAGCAUGUUACAGUAGUAUUAGCACCUGUCUCACAACAAUGAUGUGCCUUAUAUUCAGGCUCACAGAGCUGUUAGCAUGGCUGAAGUCUCUUACUUUGUGUUGUAUGAGAAACUAUAGCCAUCCAUGCAGACCUGAAAUACUGGAGUAUAAAGUAGGCACCAUGCAUGUGGUUGAUACUGGCACUCCAGCUCGAAUGGCAGCAGUUUCUCUCUGGCAGCUGCCACUGCAGAGCAGAGCAGAGCAAGGGUGUGUCAAAACUGCAUUUAAAGCAGUCCAACUGUACAUUGUGCUUUGUUCAGCAACCACCAAAUGAAAAGAAAGCUAUGGAUUUUUCUUUUUUUCUUAUGUGACUUUUUUGUUUGUUGUUUUUGUUUGUUUUCAAUCCAAAACACUUGAAUUAUGUGAUUUGACUUUGUAAUUUCACAGUGUUUUUGAGUCAGCUGUAGGAAUGAAAACUAGGUCUGGCCGUGCUUUAAUCCAUCAGUGUUGUUGUGCUUUGCUGAGUGUGAAAAGAAUCUGGAGGAAUUUCAAACCCAGUUGUAAAUCUCCCGUUUACAUUAUGGAACAGUUUGUGUUUACUUUGCAAAGAAAGAAAGAAAGAAAGAAAAAUAAAUCAGCUUUAUGUUGUAGUUGUGGGUUUUCAUGUUAAUGCAACUGCUCAGUUUAUUUAAAUAAUAGAUGUCGGGCUUAUUAAUGACCUCAUUACGAUAAAUCGUUCUUAUUGUUGAAAUGUACUUACAGAAAAAUGUUUGGCAGCUCAAGUGCCUAUUACUGAUAAAUAAGUUAUUAAAGAUUAUGAAGCUA